UGGGCACAUUUUAGAAGGGCGGAUGCUAGCAAACGUCUCGCCAAGAAUGGUCUUGGCAGCACUGGUGAUUGAAGAGACUGGAACAGGAGAAAAGGAGGAAGAAAAACAGGGGAUGGGGACAGGAGGGGGCGGGGGGAGCCCGUGCGCGACGCUGCGCGGGCCGCUGCGCGGGCCGCCCGGACGGCCGCUGUUCUGGAUCCGCUGCGUGGGCCGCAUGGCGUCUUCGCCGGGCGGCCCGCUCACGUGUUCUUCCACAAGAGGCGGGGACCGGAAGAACGAAACAAAGUUCCCCCUGCUGGUAAACCACGCUGGUGCUGCGGUUGCGCAUUAAAGUGUUUCUAGGAACUGCAAUCGCCAAGUGCCAGGCGCCACUCUCUCGGAAGGGCCAAGGCGAAGAAGAGAAAGAUGUAGGGAUACAGAUGUGUAUUGAAUUUACAUCUGCUCGCAAAUGACACCGAAACACUACGAGACGGCGCACAAUGACUCAUACUCGACCCACGGCCAGGCCCCGAAUUGCCACACAGUCGGCUCAAAACCAGUGUCCUGAAAAACCCAGCAGUGGGUCACAGUUCAUUCGCAGCUGCUUCGCAGCUGAAUCUGUACUCAAUCACGCUUGGCCCACAGCCGACUCGCAGCGGAGAGGAGGGGGGGGCAGGGGGGGGGGGGGGGGAGGGCGGAGGACGGAGGCCCGAGGAGCUGGCGAGGCACAGACGCCGCCAGCGUGCCGCACGCGCGUGAUCCGCUUGACCGAGUAGCUUUGCCUCGGGUGGACGGCCCGCCGCUCCCCCCUCGGGGGAGGCCGUGUGUGCCGAGCUCGGGUGUCCCCC
Prorocentrum cordatum is the source of this 827-nucleotide messenger RNA. The record is from the annotation of a GenBank genome assembly. NCBI's taxonomy places the organism in Eukaryota, Dinophyceae, Prorocentrales, Prorocentraceae.